Porites evermanni is the source of this 5389-nucleotide messenger RNA. NCBI's taxonomy places the organism in Eukaryota, Metazoa, Cnidaria, Anthozoa, Scleractinia, Poritidae. The record is from the annotation of a GenBank genome assembly.
AUGAAGGCCACUCUGCUCAGUUUUGUUGUGCUGUUUUUAGUGGUUGAUCAGUUUGCUCCUUUAAUUACAGGUAAUAUAUUGUUUCUUAUAGACUCCUAUAAAAAAGCCUCACGUAAUAUGGAAUCCAAGCACAAAAGUAUUUCAUUGAGUCAUUGUGUGGCAGCGCCAGACAAACUGCCAUGCCCUUUACCAUACAAAGUUUUUUUACAGGAACGUCUAAUUUUGGGCUGAAGCUGAACUCAUUUAUUCACUUCCCUUUUUUGUGAUUAUAACGCCCUGAUCAUGUUUUUAUUUCAUUUUGGAACGGCUCUUCUAUAAUUAAUAAGAACUGUUCAAAGAAUUGAACGGCUCAGUUUUCUUUCGUCAAGUUUUAUUUUUGAAGUUUUUGACGUUUAAGUACUGAUUAAGUUCGACUACAAACUAAGUUGUUCUCCAGUGUAUCACGUAAUAAUAAAAGAGUUUUAAAAAGAUGAGUAAAUUGUCCCGUCAGAAUACAGAUCAGUUUUACAUUUCUUUUACCGUUACUUAUGCUACUCGCAAAAAAAAGAAAGCAAAAUACAAGACGUUCAUAACUGAUUCUCUCUACCUGGGAAUAUUCUUAGUAUGUUCUUAAAAUUAUAUAAAUAUUUUUUAUUUACAUAUACAAAGGGGUCUUAUAUAUAAAAAAGAAUGUAUAUAACUGAGUUCGUUCUACUCGCGCGACUGACAUGACACUGAUUGAAAUUCACAAAAAAAGGCGACCGGACGUGUAACUAAUACAUUAUGUUUCCAUUUUUCUUUGUAAAGGUUUUGACACUUCUUAAAUUUGCUUGUCUUAGCAUCUAUUUAUUUUUCAGGGACCUGUCCUCUGUACUCUCCACCAACAAAUGGCGCUUUGGUGUGCAACUACAUUGGAUCGAACCCGACUUGCCAAGUUCAAUGUAAACAAGGCUAUGACUUUGAGUUCACUCCUCUCUUUGCUUAUUACUGCUCUGGAGGAAAUUGGCUCAUGUUCUCAAUUGGUCCUUAUGAUCCAAAGCUACCGUGGCCAAGCUGCAAAAGUAAGUGCGAUUAAUUUCUCGUUAAUAUCAUAGGUGACGAAUCACUCCUUAAUUUUGGCGCGAAAUUUCAGCGUUAAUUUGUAAUUUCACAUGUGAAAUUACAAAAUUGUCAUGGCAACCUUCCGUACGUCUCAGUGUCAAGNGUUUUUUUACAGGAACGUCUAAUUUUGGGCUGAAGCUGAACUCAUUUAUUCACUUCCCUUUUUUGUGAUUAUAACGCCCUGAUCAUGUUUUUAUUUCAUUUUGGAACGGCUCUUCUAUAAUUAAUAAGAACUGUUCAAAGAAUUGAACGGCUCAGUUUUCUUUCGUCAAGUUUUAUUUUUGAAGUUUUUGACGUUUAAGUACUGAUUAAGUUCGACUACAAACUAAGUUGUUCUCCAGUGUAUCACGUAAUAAUAAAAGAGUUUUAAAAAGAUGAGUAAAUUGUCCCGUCAGAAUACAGAUCAGUUUUACAUUUCUUUUACCGUUACUUAUGCUACUCGCAAAAAAAAGAAAGCAAAAUACAAGACGUUCAUAACUGAUUCUCUCUACCUGGGAAUAUUCUUAGUAUGUUCUUAAAAUUAUAUAAAUAUUUUUUAUUUACAUAUACAAAGGGGUCUUAUAUAUAAAAAAGAAUGUAUAUAACUGAGUUCGUUCUACUCGCGCGACUGACAUGACACUGAUUGAAAUUCACAAAAAAAGGCGACCGGACGUGUAACUAAUACAUUAUGUUUCCAUUUUUCUUUGUAAAGGUUUUGACACUUCUUAAAUUUGCUUGUCUUAGCAUCUAUUUAUUUUUCAGGGACCUGUCCUCUGUACUCUCCACCAACAAAUGGCGCUUUGGUGUGCAACUACAUUGGAUCGAACCCGACUUGCCAAGUUCAAUGUAAACAAGGCUAUGACUUUGAGUUCACUCCUCUCUUUGCUUAUUACUGCUCUGGAGGAAAUUGGCUCAUGUUCUCAAUUGGUCCUUAUGAUCCAAAGCUACCGUGGCCAAGCUGCAAAAGUAAGUGCGAUUAAUUUCUCGUUAAUAUCAUAGGUGACGAAUCACUCCUUAAUUUUGGCGCGAAAUUUCAGCGUUAAUUUGUAAUUUCACAUGUGAAAUUACAAAAUUGUCAUGGCAACCUUCCGUACGUCUCAGUGUCAAGAUGGCGACGAAGUUUUAGAGUGAAGUGAAUGAAGAUGUCAGGGCAAAAAAAGACGCUUUAGAAAACCUGAACACACAAGAGAACAUCAAGAAGGAUUCUAACAGGUAUUUUGCCGAAAUAGUCUGAAAAAUUCUGAACUUUAUAAGCCAAAUUUAAGGUCUAAACAUUUGAGAGAGUGGACUUCUCGAUCGAUACGAUCCAGGAUAAACAUGUCAAAAAUCCAAGAUUGCUAAGGUAAUUCCUCACCCAUGAUAUUAAUAGGUAAUCAAAUGGUAUACUCGUGAAAUCAGGGAAUAAUUUCACUUGCGUUUUGUCCACAUCCUAAUAUUUUCCCUCGCCUUUCACUCGUCACCAUUUGAUUACACAUACUAACCGUAUCUGCUGAUUACGAGCCUUGGGCUCACACAUUUGCGUUACGGUUUUUAGGAGGGCUUAUAACGGAGGGGCUUAUAUUCCAUGGGGCUUUUAACCGGAACAAAAAAACAUGCUUCGAAACAAGCUACAAAAAUGCUGAUCAAAAUGCGUCCUUAAUUUUUACUGUUUUUUUGUUUCUGUUUUUCUUUUUUUUUUUUCAAUUUCAAAACUUCUUAAUAAAUCUAAUUCGUUUCCAUACAAGCUAUCCAGGGGGCUUAGAAUCGGAUGUAUUUUUUUGUUAUUGUUUACAUAAAGAUGGGCCAACUGGAAGAGGGGCUUAUAAAACAGCCGAAGUAUAAGCGUUUUUAAAGAUGUACUACCACAAGCAAAAUUUUGCCUUAUGAAUUUAUUCAUAGAUAGGUGUCCCCUGCGGGUCUUAAGGACAUUAAACCCUUGGAAAAGUACAAAGUGGAGCCUCACGGUUUGCCUUAAAAGCAAAAGCGUGGUAAUAUAUAAAGACUGCUGCCGCUUACUGAAUUGGCAAACUCUGGAGAAACGUAGGGAGUUCUUAUCUCUGGUUCAGUGCUACAAGAUAGUUUUUGGAGUAGAUAGCCUUUCUUUUUUUGGACUUUUUUGAGCCUACUAAGUGUAGCAAACAAGAGCCAAUCACGAUUGUAAACUGAAUGUGAAAAUUUUCACCCGAUAUUGCUACAAGUAUUGCGUAUGGAUUGUUAAUGUUUGGAAUAACCUGCCUAAAAAAGUCGUAUAUUUCGCAACACUGAGAUUGAGGAUUUUUAUGCUGUAAAUAUCAAUUACCAUGAUUGUAAGCAUGGAGUUACGACUAUGAUAUGUAAAGAACUUUUUUCAGUUUUCAGAUUCGGUCACUUACAUAGGGUUAACCUCAAGAGUCUCCCCUUUCGAGUGGACAACUGAUUGUACUCGAACACGUCAUCAUCCUUCAGGAGACAGUCCCAAGCAAGUUGUCUUAUCUCUUGAGUAAAGUGUACGGUAGUUAUUAUUUGUUAUUAAAAUAUUAGACCAAAAUAUAAAUUGUUCUCAACAGAGACGGUGAACCCGAGCAAUUUAUGGCUGAGAAAUUUUCCAUUUUUCUACUUUCCUGGAGACUGUAAAGAUACCAACAAAGCGGCAUCAGUAAAGGACAAUUUCCUGAAUCUCAUGAACAAUGGCCCAGUACUUCCUCUGUUUUGUAAAAGCAAUCCUCUUGAGUGCAACAAAAAUACAGUACAAGCCUAUUUUGGCGAUGUAACUGCUGAGAAAAGAAGACGCAAACGUAUUGCUGUCAAACUGGUAUGAAUAACUUUCCCAUGUUAGGCCCAUCUUAAAGUUGUCAGGCAAGGUUUGCUUGUCAAACAAGGCCCGUAACAAGUCUCCUUGUGCUCAAAUGCAUAACUGCAAAAAACAAAUUCCUGCCACUACAGGAGAAUAAAUAUAGUACAAAUGAUUAAUGCUAGCCCCUUUGCAGAUCUACCUCGGGCGUUUUUUUUUUCUUAAAACUUUGAUUGAGAAGUUAAAUUGCAAUUACCACUGCGACGAUCAUAUCCUCAUUCAAAACUUUGACCAUUUAAUAGGCCAUUUGCACGAUGGCGCCAUUUUACUAUUCCGACCAGAAUCCUUCAGGGUAUUGCUUUCUUGUGCAAAUUAAGGCUUUUGUUAUUUAAACCUCACUGGGACUACCAAAUUUAAAUAUGAAAGGUAAAACGAAAUGACUUCUGGUCUAAGUAGUAAAACGCGUCGUCUAGACCAAGUCAAAUGCAUUACUAAAAUUAUUACAGACCUUUAGGUUCUAAUUAGCCGACCAUUUGACUUUUGAGGGGUGUAUGGGUGAUUUGUUUGUGUAAGAAUUUUUUUCCCAAACCUAUGGUGAAAAAACAUUUCUCCUGACUUACAAAGGUGUUAAAUGUUUUUUCUGGAAUUAUACGCGAAAUCAGUCUUCCCGAUAUUUUUUCCACCCAAGUUUUUACUUUCCUGGAGACUGUAAAGAGGGGUGUAUGGGUGAUUUUGUUUGUGUAAGAAUUUUUUUCCCAAACCUAUGGUGAAUUUUCCUGACAUACAACGGCGUAAGAAUUUUUUUCCGUCAUUAUACGCCAAUUUUUUCAGUGUAGGAAUUUUUUUCGCCACGUAUUUCCUUGCAAGAAUUUUUCCCUCCAAAUCAGUCUUCACGAUAUUUUUUUCUGAAAUCACCCAUAUCCCCACAACCGCCCCCCGCCCCAAGUCAAAUGGUUGACUCAAGAAUGAUUACGAGGACCAGAUUUUCUCAAAAGCAAGUAGUGCGCGCGUGUGAACCAGCGUCAUCUUUCGCCCGAAAACUCGACAACCAUCGUCUCUUGGUACGAGUUAUUGUGAAGCGAGAUUAUCGUAGUGGCAGAAACAAGUUAUCAUUUUGUCGUCGGAAGAAGGCUUAAACUGCUUCAGAAAAAAAUGAACGGGCUAACUUUUCUGGUAAAAAAAAGUAUCAUGAAGCUUUCGCGGUGUAUUUUGAGAAUACGCGAAAACAUUAAGUUUAAUCUUGUCUCGUAGUCGUCCUAAAGUGUAGGUCUCGAAUCUAAAAGUCGAUCUCUAGUACAGAAAAAUCAAUAACAACAACAACAAAGAAAAGUUAACCAAAAACAAAUCAUAAUUACGGGCUAGAGCAAGUCAGCAAGAUUUAACUUAAAAUAACAUAGAGCAUUUUUUUUACGUAUUGUUUAAAAUUCAGAGGAGAGUGAGUUUCUUUUUCGAUAAUUCGAAAACACGAUUUAAUAUACACGUGGUAUAAGCCUUCCUCUAACGGAAUAUCUUUUAUUAUUUUAACUACUUCAACAGGAGUCUCAACAAGGAAAGAAAGUAAACAAAGUGACCAACGCUUAG